UUGACUAACAUCUUUCUUGUGUCUUCUUUAUAGCCUUAGUAGGAUUGAAGAAGCUAAAGGUGCUUGAUCUUAGUGAAAACCAAUUUACAGGAGAGAUCCCAAUGUCUUUGGGAUAUCUGACAUCUCUCGAAGUCUUGAAUUUGGGUUCGAAUAAAUUAAAUGCUUCACAUUCUUUGAAAGCUUUAGUAGGAUUGAAGAAGCUAAAGACGCUUGAUCUUAGUGGAAACCAAUUUACAGGAGAGAUCCCAAUGUCUUUGGGGUAUCUGAUAUCUCUGGAAGUCUUGGAUUUGAGCAACAAUAAUUUAAAUGGAUCACUUCCUUUAAAGGUUCUCCAAGAACUCACGAACUUGCAAGCGAUGCGCCUUGCAUAUAAUCAAUUCAGAGGGAGUCUUCCUCUAACUCUUGGAAACUUUACAUUCCUUCAAUAUGUUGACUUCUCUGGUAACUUCUUGGAGGGAACUAUAUCAAAGCAACUCUUCAAAGGGCUUGUCUCACUUCAAUAUCUAGACAUUUCCAAUAACUAUCUUUAUGGAGAGUUUUCACUACACUCUUUUUCCAACAUAUCAAAGCUUGAAGGAAUCAUACUUUCAAACAACGAGGGGCUAGAGUUGGACAUUAAUAGCUGGAGUUCAGUUCAACAAUUACAGUUGCGAAUUCUUAUGCUGUCAAGUUGCAAGGUGGAAAAGAAUACCAUUCGCACCCCUACGUUUCUCUGCUCUCAACACCAACUCGAAGCACUCGAUCUCUCCAACAACAAUUUAAUAGGAAACGUCCCUACUUGCCUACUUAACAAUAAUACCAAAAUGGAAUACUUGAUCUUACGAAGUAACAUAUUAACAGGGACAAUUCAUCUUCCCACUCAUCACAUGACUAUAUUUGAUGUCUCUGACAAUCUCUUUAGUGGUUCGCUCCCUUCUAACAUUAGUAUGGUUUCUCCGACUUUGUCAGUUCUUAACUUUUCCUCAAACAAUCUAAUAGGAAACAUCCCUUUAUCAUUUGCUAACAUAAGCCAAUUGUCGAUUUUGGAUCUUUCAGACAAUCAUAUCUCAGGUGAAGUACCGGCCCAACUAGUGAAUGGUGGAAGUGAAUUGUUCAUUUUGAAGCUUUCCAACAACAAUUUGCAUGGGAAAAUUUCUGGUCUAAAUUUUACAAUUGGGCCAUACAUUAACUUAGGAGGUAACAAGCUAUCUGGAACACUACCAAGUAAUAUAGAUGGUGUAGGUGUACUUGAUGUCCAUGACAAUGAUUUGAGCGGUUUAAUCCCAGAGACCUUUUCGAACGCAACAGAAUUGUUUGCCCUUAUUCUUAGAGGGAAUCAUUUUGAAGGCCUAAUUCCACAAUGGCUAUGUAAUAAAACAGACCUUUACAUACUAGACCUCUCCAAUAACAACCUCUCCGGUUCUUUACCUCGUUGCUUCCCUCCAAACAUAUGGUCAAAUUCCAAUGCCAAUAGGAAGUGA
This is a messenger RNA of Ananas comosus (pineapple), 1460 nucleotides long. RefSeq names its product leucine-rich repeat receptor-like protein kinase PEPR2. The transcript is spliced from 4 exons. NCBI's taxonomy places the organism in Eukaryota, Viridiplantae, Streptophyta, Magnoliopsida, Poales, Bromeliaceae. Gene Ontology annotation, molecular function: protein binding. The record is from RefSeq and is a predicted model, not a curated record. Bases 102 to 1460 code for a protein of 452 amino acids.